GGUAAAAGAAAUCCUAACCAACCCAGGCUUUCACUCGUUCUAUAAAUAGCAUCUAACCCAACCCAUCUCAAUCCACGUCUUCACGAAAAACAAAAAAAGUUCUUUACAUAUUUUCAAACUUUUCACAGCCUUCAAUUCCAAGCAAGUUUAAGAUGGCUCGUACGAAGCAAACUGCCCGUAAAUCAACUGGAGGAAAGGCACCAAGGAAGCAACUUGCAACAAAGGCUGCCCGUAAAUCUGCCCCAACAACAGGAGGAGUUAAGAAGCCACACAGAUACAGGCCUGGAACUGUUGCACUUCGUGAAAUCCGCAAGUACCAGAAGAGUACUGAACUGUUGAUCAGGAAAUUGCCGUUCCAAAGGCUUGUUCGUGAAAUCGCUCAGGAUUUCAAGACUGAUUUGCGUUUCCAGAGCCACGCUGUGUUGGCUCUUCAGGAAGCAGCUGAAGCGUAUCUUGUUGGUUUGUUUGAGGAUACGAAUUUGUGUGCUAUUCAUGCAAAGAGGGUUACCAUCAUGCCCAAGGAUAUUCAGCUUGCAAGGAGGAUUAGGGGAGAAAGAGCUUAGGGUGUUUUGAUUUGUUGUUGAUUAGAUUGGUAAAGGCUCUUUUCCAAUUUGUGUUGUUUUUUAAUUUUUAGGAGAAUUGGUAUUAAUAGGUUUAUAGAUAUGAAUGGUUGUGCAUUACUGAAUAUUUGACAAUAUAUGGUUCGAGCUUAUUGGUAUUUCUUCUCUCAAAAUUCAAUGUUUUGUUCGAUUUUAUUGGUA
Molecule: messenger RNA, 761 nt
Organism: Lycium ferocissimum
Lineage: Eukaryota; Viridiplantae; Streptophyta; Magnoliopsida; Solanales; Solanaceae
Product: histone H3.3
Exons: 2
Coding region: 153-563 (136 amino acids)
Cellular component (GO): nucleosome
Molecular function (GO): protein heterodimerization activity; structural constituent of chromatin; DNA binding
Source: RefSeq, a predicted model, not a curated record